AUGAGCCUCUUGGGCGCCCAGCUGGUGCUGCUGCUGUUGCUGCUGCUGGUGGUGGUGCCGCCGCCCGCCGCCCUCGCGUGGCCGGGCCCGGGGUCGCCCGUGGGACCCGCCAAGACCCUCCUGCUCAUCCAGCCCGAGUCGACGGAGCCGCUGCCUGCCAAGGGCGCGCAAGGAUGCUAUUUCGGUGGCCGGUUCUACACCUUGGAGGACACCUGGCAUCCUGAUUUAGGGGAACCCUUUGGCAUUAUGCACUGCGUGAUGUGCACCUGCGAACCACAGAGAAACCGGAGAGGGAAACCUGCCGGCAAAGUCACCUGUAAGAACAUUAAGCAUAGUUGCCCCAAACUUCCUUGUGCCGAUGCUAUUGUGCUUCCAGGACAAUGUUGCAAAUCCUGCCCCAAAGAUCUGAUCUUCUCCAUUAACUAUGAAAGGCUGAGCCAACCAAUCCGUGUCCAUUUCUUGGAACCGGAUGGGACGGUCCUUUUUGAACAUCCUAUACAACAAGGCACCGUCUUCCAAGAUGGUAUGAUCUGUGGCAUGUGGCGGAAUUUGCAGAAGGCUUCGAUCCGAUUGUUGAAGGUGGAUCAGAUGCGCAUAACCCUAAUCACCCAGACUCAUCCUGCAGGGGAGGUUCAUGGCCAGAUCGUGAAGCACCGGGCCCUCUUUGCAGAGACUUUCAGUGCCAUCUUGACAUCCGUGGACCCAACUCACCUGAACAUGGGAGGCAUCGCUAUGCUCACCCUGAGCGACACAGAGAACAAUCUGCAUUUUGUCCUGGUUACUAAGGGCUUUCUGGCAUCGGCAGACAAAAAAUCCGAUCGGAUCCCUCUCAGGGUGCAAAUCCUACACCAGGACAAUGUUCUCAGGCAGGUUCUGGCUAAUGUCACCUUACAGGACCCCGAUUUUGCAGAGGUGCUGAUGGAACUGGGAAGUCAGGAGAUGCGCUGGCUGGCUCAAGGACAGCUGAGGAUGACCGCAGAGGUGGAAAGUGGAGUCCGUCGCAAGUUAGCUGGGCACAUCGCGAUCCGGAGAAGCUGUGACACCAUACAGAGUGUGCUUUGUGGAGCCAAUGCCUUGAUACCCACUCACACAGGGGCAGUGGGCUCUGCCAAGGUUGUGCUACAUGAAAAUGGGACAUGGGAAUACCAGAUCCAGGUAGCCGGGACAGGAAGCGAGGUGAUUGGCGUCACCUUGGAAACCAAACCCCGCCGAAGAAAUAAACGCAGCAUUUUGUAUGACAUGACCCACAGCUACAGGGAUGGCACGGCCAGUGGCUCCUGGACACAAGCCAGCGGGCGUGAUGCCCACAUGCUGCUGCAGAACGAGCUCUUCUUAAAUGUCGCCACCAAGGACUUUGAGGAUGGAGAAUUGCGUGGACAGAUAAACUCCAUGCUCUACAACGGACGCUUGGCCCGUUAUCAAGAAUUUCCUAUCCUUCUGGCCGGCCAAUUUGUAUCCCCUGCGGUGCACACGGGCUCUGCUGGACGCGCCUGGGUGUCCUUGGACAGUCACUGCCAUCUGCACUAUGAAAUUGUGGUGGCCGGCCUGGGCAGGGCAGAUGAUGGCACCGUGAGCGCUCACCUGCAUGGCUUUGCCGAACUGGGAGAGAUUCACGAGACCAGCCUCCCCGAGCACAGGAGGCUGCUGAGAAGUUUCUAUGGCACAGAGGCCCAGGGAGUGGUGAAGGACUUGGACGCAGAGCUGCUUCGGCACUUAGCCCAAGGCACAGCCUUCCUGCAAGUCAGCACCAAAGCGAACCCCCAAGGAGAGAUCCGAGGGAAGGUACAUGUUGAUUUUAAACUACAGGUGGGGGGAAUGAGAAGAAAUACAGCAGUAGUCUCCAAAUAUUUGAAGGGUCGUCAUCCAGGAGAUUUACCUUCUGCUGCCUCAAAGACCUUGGAGAAGAGCUCCUCCCUGCUCUCCGACAUGAUGCAGGCGGACGGCCCCCGAGCUUGCAAGUUUGGGCGGCAGUGGUACAUGCACAACGAGAGGUGGCACCCUACGGUGCCCCCUUUUGGGGAAAUGAAGUGCAUCACCUGCUGGUGCCUGUCUGGAGAAACACAUUGUGAGCGCCAAGAAUGUUCUCCAACCACUUGCUCCAAGGAAGGGAAAAAGGGAGACUCCUGUUGCACCCAGUGCCAAGCAUCAGAGAUCCUUCGAGAAGAAGCUCAAGGGACCUUUGAAGGGGUGACCAAGCACUCCUGGAGACAUUAACCAGCCAAAACCAAGAAGCACGGAUGCCCCCAAAAGAUAUUUUAGAGUUGCUAAGGCAGGCAGGCAGUCUGGAGCGAGAUCUUUCUGGGAACCUUCUUAAAGACACCCAAGUUUUGACAGUGGUCUCCAAGCCACAGGAAGACUUUCAGAUCUUCUCCUUGCAGAAGAAGCAUCCAUCCAUUCUCCUGAGCAGCUCUCCUUUCUCCUCUACCUAUGGCGUGGGCUUACACCUUUUUUGCACCUGCUUCUCUAAGGGGGAAAAAAAGGCAUUUAUGGGUUCCUUGAGGAACUGGGAAUUGAUAUUACAUGUCUAGGAUAUGCAGUAAAACUCUAGAAUGGAACCAGGAUUCUACCCAAAUUGUGGGCGCCUCUUCCAUGUCCCCUUGAACUUAACACGCUGAUGCCUUCAUCUUAAUUUCACAACCUCUCGGGAUACGUGACCUCUUCAAAAGGAACCAUAUUGCUUCAGUCGUACCAAACACGAUCCAAAGGAAGGGAAGCACC
Messenger RNA from Notechis scutatus (mainland tiger snake), 2718 nucleotides. NCBI's taxonomy places the organism in Eukaryota, Metazoa, Chordata, Lepidosauria, Squamata, Elapidae. The record is from RefSeq and is a predicted model, not a curated record.